AUGUUUCGUUUUUAUGUGAAACUUUUUAUAAUUACCUUUUUUGCUUGGAACUGCCAAAAAUCUAAUAAUAGUACAUUUAAUGAGUUAUGGAAUGAACAAUACAUUGCUCAGAAUAUUUUUAAAAUUAAAACCCAAAGGAUUUUAACAGCGUAUGAGACAUUAAAUAGUAGUCCUCAGCAAAAUCUGUAUUCAUUAAGUGAUAUGGAAGAUGAAUACAGACAAGAAAAAAUAGAUGAGUUACUCAAUUAUUAUAAGACAUAUUUAAAUAUAUAUCCCGACCUUAACACCAAUGACAAAAUUAUUAAAUUAAAAGAUACCUCUUCACAACGUGAACGAGGUAACAGUGUUAAUGGAAAGGAUAAUGUAUUACAGAUUGAUUCAUAUGAUGAACCAGAUAUGAGUUUUGAAGAAGUUUUGGAUAUUGAUGAGGCGGAUUACCAUGAAGAUUUAGAAUUUCUUGAUAAUUUUUAUGAGCUUGACAGGAAUGGAAAUGUAGAAGUAUAUAUAAACCCGGAUACAGUUAAUGAAGGGAUAUUCAAUAUUAAUAAUAAUAUAGAAGAUAUAAACGAUUAUAAACAGAAAGGUAUAGGUUUUGGCGAUAAUUUUUUGGAAUCUUUUAAAAAUUUUAAAAGGAAAUAUUAUAAAUUUUUUAAAUAUGCUUUACUUUUAACACCAUUAGGUCUAUUAUUAACUUCCUUAACAAUGUCCCUAUCAGGACCAAAUCAUUAUAUAACUACAGGAGUUGUGGCAUUAGCAAUAAUUGCAUCGUUAGCACAAUAG
Messenger RNA from Plasmodium malariae, 780 nucleotides. RefSeq names its product Plasmodium exported protein, unknown function. The transcript is spliced from 2 exons. Lineage: Eukaryota; Apicomplexa; Aconoidasida; Haemosporida; Plasmodiidae. The record is from RefSeq and is a predicted model, not a curated record. Bases 1 to 780 code for a protein of 259 amino acids.